UCUAACUUGUUCGCACGAAGAUGACUGUACCGACUAUUCUGUAAAAACGUAUAGGAUUGAUCUUUCAACUUGAUGCCUUGGGCCUCAUUAUCAGUUACAAGGACAAACAAGCCUCGUUUCCCAGGAUAGUAGAGCUAAACCUACAGCGCUUUACUGUUGUACAGCAAAGGUCAAUGUAAAAGACAAAAAAACAGAUAGCUGGGUCACUCGUCCAAAAUUGGAGCCAUGCAAGCUCACGUUCACCGACCUGCGCCUUGCGCCUUUGCUCCCAAACUAGUAGGGGCGCGCUCCAGUUUCCCGGCUGCAGCGCAUACAACCUUUAUUCAGCGCCAGGCCAUUAGGCCCCCCCGUAGCGGAGCUCCUGCACGCCCAACCUGCUCCGCAGGUUUCCAACAACUCUGCCCCACUUCUCCGUUGCUCACCUCACGUGCACACCUCACCUUGCGCGCCACCUCCGCCUACUCCCCAUCUGGCGAUUGCAGCAACGCAACCAUCACAUCCCCAGCAGCACCACCCCCACCAAUCAUCACCAGCCGCCGCCCCCUACACAUCUGCAUCGUGGGUGCGGGCGUGGUGGGCCUCACCACAGCCCUCCGGCUCCUACAACUCAACCAGGAUCCCCCCACACCACACGACACAGCCGCUGUUUCUUCCGCCCCUCCCCUUUCUUCCCGCCUCGGCUCCUCGCGUCCUCGCCCUCGCCGGGUGGAGAUAACCGUCCUGGCAUCCGACUUUGGUCGCGACACCACCACCGCCGGCGCCGCGGGUCUGUGGGGGCCCUACAAGCUGUCCGACACGCCUGAGGAGCUGGUGUGCCGCUGGGGGGGCGCCACCUACACCCACCUCAUGGAGCUAGCGCACUCCCGGCAGGCGGAUGCGGCGGGGGUGAUGCCCUGCGCCGUGAACAGCUUCUUCUCCGAGGCCCAGCCGCUUCCCUUCUGGCGCCACAUCCCCUUCAACUUCGCCACCAUGGAUCCCCGACACCUCGACUGCCUGGGCAGGGGCCGCACCGGCAGCAGCAGCAGCAGUGGCAGCGGCAGCAGCCCCCCCAGCGGCAGUGCUGCCCUGCAUGCGGUGCUGUCCGAUGUGGGUCGCUACCGAGAGGCUGACCCCCCGCCGCUGCCCUGCGGCUGGGGCUACCACUGGAGCUCGGUGGUGUGCGAGGGCGCCCGCUACCUGGCCUGGCUGGAGGAGCAGUACGUUCCUACUUGCGGCCAGUUUUCUUAACACACACCGCCUUCAGGUGCGCUGCCUGGGUGGGCUGCUGCAGCGCCGCCACCUGAGCGGCCUCCCAGACCUCGCCGCCGCAGUAGCUGAACUAGGAGGGGGCGGCGGCGGCGGGCGGGGGCCGCAGGUGGACGCGGUGGUGAACGCGGCGGGUCUGGGGGCGCGGGAGCUGCUUGGGGACGAGCAGGUGACGCCCAUCCGCGGGCAGGUGCUGCGGGUGCGGGCGCCCUGGGUCACGCAGGCCUACUUCUACGACCCCUACUACAUCAUACCCAACCGGGACUCGGUGGUGCUGGGCGGCACGGGCCAGGUGGGCGACUUCCGCACCGACCCCUGCCCCGCCGACCGCGCUCGCAUCCUGGCCGGCUGCACCCGCCUGCUGCCCUCCCUGGCGGCCGCGCAGCCGCUGGCGGACUGGGUGGGGCUGCGGCCUGGGCGUAGUCGGCUGCGGCUGGAGGUGGAGCCGCGGGGACUGCUG
Messenger RNA from Astrephomene gubernaculifera, 1705 nucleotides. The record is from the annotation of a GenBank genome assembly. NCBI's taxonomy places the organism in Eukaryota, Viridiplantae, Chlorophyta, Chlorophyceae, Chlamydomonadales, Astrephomenaceae.